Sorex fumeus (smoky shrew) is the source of this 2184-nucleotide messenger RNA. It is a transcript of the gene TRIM42, whose product is annotated as tripartite motif containing 42. The coding region runs from base 1 to 2184 and encodes 727 amino acids. The transcript is spliced from 5 exons. Gene Ontology annotation, molecular function: protein binding; zinc ion binding. The record is from RefSeq and is a predicted model, not a curated record. NCBI's taxonomy places the organism in Eukaryota, Metazoa, Chordata, Mammalia, Eulipotyphla, Soricidae.
AUGGAUACGACCGUGUGUGUGUGCUGCCCCUGCUGCCCCUGGGUGCUGGGCUACCCCGAUCCCUGCUCCUGUCUCUGCUGUAAGUUCCUCUUCACCUCCGAGCGGAACUGCACCUGCCUCCCCUGCCCGUACAAGGAUGAGCGCAACUGCCAGUGCUGCCACUGCACCUGCUCCGAGCACCCCAACUGCCACUGGUGCUGCUGCUCCUGGGCCAACGACCCCAACUGCAAGUGCUGCUGCACGUCCAGCAACAACCUGCAGUGCUACUACUAUGAAAGCCGCUGCUGCCGCCGCGCCACCAUCACCUUCCGCAAGGGCCGCCUCAAGACCAUCCGCACCUCCUCCAAGACUGCGCUGCACUUCGGCACAGACAGCGACUGCCAGCUGCCCGAGGUGAAGACGAUCCCCAAGGACAGCCAGCUGGUGGCCCACCUGCUGUGCCCGCUGUGCAACCGCCUGCGCCUGCACUCCUUUAUGCUGCCCUGCCACCACAGCCUGUGCGGCAAGUGCCUGCGGCACCUGCAGAAGAGGGCCGAGGUGACCGAGAACUUCUUCAUCCUCGUCUGCCCCGUGUGCAACCGCUCGCACUGCGUGCCCUACAGCCACAAGAUGCACCUGCCCGAGAACUACCUGCGGGGCCGCCUCACCAAGCGCUACAUGCAGCAGCACGGCUACCUCAAGUGGCGCUUCGACCGCUCCAGCGGGCCCAUGCUGUGCCAGGUGUGCCAGGGCCGCCACAUCGCCCACAAGCGCUGCACCACCUGCCACCUCAACCUGUGCAACGACUGCCUCAAGCGCAUGCACUCGGACGUGACCAUGCAAGACCACGUGUUCGUGGAUUGCGGCCCCGAGGACCAGGACGAGAAGAUCUGCAUCUACCACCCGUCCAGCCGCAUCAUCGAGUACUGCCGCAACGACGACGAGCUGCUCUGCGCCUUCUGCAAGGCGUCGCUCCACAGCGGCCACGACACCGUGACGCUCAUCGACGCCUGCUCCGAGCGAGCUGCUGCCCUCUUCAGCGCCAUCGCCAAGUUCAAAGCAGUCCGAUAUGAAAUCGAUAAUGACCUCAUGGAGUUCAACAUCUUAAAGAGCAGCUUCAAAGCUGACAAGGAGAUCAAACGGAAAGAGAUUCGCCAGGGGUUCCUCAAGCUGCGCAGCAUCCUUCAGGAGAAAGAGAAACUCAUCAUGGAGCAGAUUGAGAACCUGGAGGUGGCCAGGCAGAAAGAGAUCGAGAAGUACGUGGUCGUCACCACCAUGAAGGUCAACCAAAUGGACGGCCUGCUCGCCUACUCCAAGGAGGCGCUCAAAGAAACCGGCCAAGUGGCAUUCCUGCAGUCGGCCCGGAUCCUGGUGGACCAGAUUGAAGAUGGCAUCCAGAGCACCUACAGGCCCGACCCCCACCUCCGCGUGCACUCCACACACUGCAUGCCUUUGGAUUUCACAGAGCUUUCCAGCGCCAUCCAUCAGCUCUUCCCCACAGAACCCAAGAAGGAGGAGACUUCCUCUGGGGAAUCCCUGCCCUCCCCCUACCCCGUACAAUCGGACAUGAUGAUCACCAGGAAGGUUACCUUCAGCACCCACAGCUUUGACAACCAGCAGAUAUUCCAGCGCAGCUCCUCCUUGAUGUCCUGCAACAAGGGUGGUGAUAAGAUCAGGAUGGGGUUGGAGGUCUAUGGGCGAGCCCAGUCAGCUACCCCUGCCAAACCCUCCGAUGGCCUCUACACUUACUGGAGCACCACGACUGAAGCUCCGAUCCAGCCUACGGAGAAGAGCAACAGUUUCCACAACUGGUACACGUUCACUGAAGGAUCUGUGAAGACCCCAGGCCCCAUUGUUAUCUACCAGACACUGGUAUACCCAAGGGCUGCAAAGAUUUACUGGACGUGCCCCACCGAAGACGUGGAUUCCUUUGAGAUGGAAUUCUACGAACUUGUUAACACCCCUCCGAACAAUGUGCGGACAGAGCUCUGUGGACAGGUCCAGGACAUAAUGCAGCAGAGCCUGGAGCUUCACAACCUGACCCCCAACACCGAGUACCUGUUUAAAGUGAGAGCCAUCAAUGACAACGGCCCCGGACAGUGGAGUGACAUCUGCAAGGUGACCACACCUGAUGGACGUGGCAAGAACCGAGCCAAGUGGGGUCUGCUGAAGAAUAUCCAGACAGCCCUCCAGAAGCGCUUCUGA